GCCUUUUGAAGUUAAGACUUGCAAAGAGCCAUCAUCAAGGCCUGCCAUGGGAGAUGCUGAGGUUGCGCUCACUCUCAGGGUGGUUUGGCCGAACGAGAGGCCUUCGGAGACUCAGCAUUUUUACCGAUGUACGUUUUCAAGACUUGGCCAUUGAUCCGAGAUUAUUGAGAGGAUUGGAGGUGGCCCUAGGCCCAGGUGCUCGCCUCACUUCGGUGCAGCAGCAAGCCAUUUUGCGGCAGCUUGAGGAUCCUUGUCAGAAGAGACUAGACUUGCUCUUGCAGGCUCACACUGGGACUGGGAAGACCAUCGCAUUCCUGUUGCCUGUUUUGCAGAGGCUUUUGGCUCUAGAGGCUGGUUGCGUGAGGAUGUUUGAGGGUACUGACUUGAUGACUCGAUAGGUGUGGACGGUG
Molecule: messenger RNA, 410 nt
Organism: Durusdinium trenchii
Lineage: Eukaryota; Dinophyceae; Suessiales; Symbiodiniaceae
Source: the annotation of a GenBank genome assembly